GUUCGGCAAGGGAUUCGGCCGAAGGAGAGGAGUCGUCAUUGGCUGAGGCACCCACAGGAAAGCUCCUGUGGAGCAACUAGUCACAUGUUGCACAUCCUCGGUAUGACGAGCCUCAAAGCUUGAACAACUGAGCUGUGUCACUUGAGACUUCUUGAAUCGCCAACGCUCGAAGAAUGGCAACAGCUGCAGUAUUUGGCUCUACGGGAGCAGUGGGCUCGCAGAUCCUCGCAACACUGCUCGCCUCGGACGCAUUCUCCUUUGUCAAGACCGUGUCGAGACGAAUCCCGAGCAUCCAGAGUCCAAAGCUCGAGGCUCUGCAAGAAGGCGACACCUCGAAAUGGGGUGACAUGAUUGGCUCCAUGGCACCGAAACCGUCAGUGGUCUUCAACGCGGUUGGCACCACUCGAGCUGCAGCUGGGGGGAUUCAAAAUCAGUGGAAGAUUGACCAUGAUUUAUGUAUUGAGAACGCCCGGGCCGCCAAGGCAGCGGGGGUGAAGACUUAUGUCUUUAUAUCUAGUACUGGGACCCGGGGCUUCCUCUCCAAGCGUGUUCCUUAUUCGAAGAUGAAAGUCGGCGUGGAGGAUGCCAUCAAGGAACUGGGGUUCGACCAUGCGAUUAUCUUGAGACCUGGAAUGAUUCUCGGGAGGGAAGUUGCCAAAGCUGCAUUUUUCGAAUCUAUUGUGGGGAACCUCAACAAGCUCGGACAGGGUAUACAGGAUCGAAUCGGCCAAGACCAGACUGUAAUUGGGAGAGCUGCUGUUGCAGCAGCGAUACUGGCUGAAGAAGGCAAAGCGCCCUCGGAGUUCUGGGCAUUAGAGCAGGCUGAUAUUGUCAGACUAGGUAGAGAGGAGUGGAAGGAGUGAUGCUUGUCACUCUUUCUUACUCAUCUUUAGUGUAUAAAAGUCUCGAUGGAAAGGUCAAAAUUGGAGAUACAGAUUACGGACCUCGCCAAAUUAUCAUUUAUACCACCACACUUUUUUCGUUCAGGACUUCCCGGGCUUUCGUGUAUUUCAGGCUUUAGAGGUCGUAGCUGGGAAACGCCCAGAACUGCCAGCCCUGCUUUCGAACGAAAUAUCCGUGAAUUUAUAGCUCCAAAUACCACUCAUACAACCGAAAAACAUCAUAGUUUUUGGAC
Penicillium brasilianum is the source of this 1135-nucleotide messenger RNA. Lineage: Eukaryota; Fungi; Ascomycota; Eurotiomycetes; Eurotiales; Aspergillaceae. The record is from the annotation of a GenBank genome assembly.